AUGCUGCGGCGACCACUCACUUCCAUUGAAAUAAAAGCUGACGACAUCGAUCACAUGGAGAGGGUUCUGCUGGAAGCGUACCAGAAAAAGGGUGCUACGAAAACGUCUGUUGAGUCAGAUCCGAGCAGUGCAAGCUUCGGCACACCCGCUAAUGAAGGUAAGCGUCUUUCUUCGCCAAUUGAUGCUUUUUCGUCGUCAAUGGACACAUCUGGAAAUCAAACUUUGCCAACGCUACUGUCUCCAGGAAAUGGUCAACCUAUGGAGAAGUACGGAUAUUCGCAGCCUAAGCUAGCACGGGGCAAGAGAAUUGUUUUCAAGGAUGACGACGAGGAUGAGGGGAUGGAUAUAUCUAGACAAGAGAAGGAGAAAGCAUCGCAGGGGCACAAAACUCUCAAAAGGAAAGAGUACCAUAAAGAUGCUAAGCUAAAAUCAUGGAGAUUGAUUAUAAGGAAUCUACCGUUUAAGACAACGCGUGAAGACAUGCAGAGUGCCUGCUCGGCGUUUGGAUCGUUCACUGAUAUUGUUGUACCAGCAUCGAAGAAGAUACCUGGGCGAGCUGCUGGAUUUGCGUUUAUACAGUUCAAAACUCGUGAGUCCGCAGAGAAGGCACGAGAAUUCUUCAAUAGUAACAAAUUUAAAGGUCGAAUGGUUGCCGCAGAUUGGGCUCUACCAAAGGAUACGUACGAAACAGCUGCUCGAGAAGAACGAGAGCAACUAAACAAAAAAGUCAAGCUCGAGGAAGAAAAUGUGCCGAAAGGGGACAAAGCAAAAAUAUCAAGAGCCUCGAGAAAAGAUGAGCAGCCGUCGGCUAGUAGACAGCUGAACAACAAUGAGGAGGAAGAAGAUGUGUUGAGCGAUGGAGGAUCAAGUGACGGUAGCAGUGAUCAGGAGUCUAAUGUGGCUGCAGAACAUACGGAAAUGGGCCUAGUUGAAGAAGAUCACAGUGAAGUUGACGAGGAAGACAAGCCAAGAAGGAAAGAUUCUGCCGUAGACGAACAACGUGUUGUCUUCUUGAGGAAUCUUUCUUUUGAUACUUCGAAUGAAACGCUGAAAACCGAGAUGGAGAAGUUUGGAGAGGUAGAGCUGGCCAUCUGCUGUAAAUUUCGAGACAGUGGACAUCCGAAGGAUGGCCGAGAAAUAAAAGGAUCUAUUGCAAUACAACGUGAAAGUGCAGCGGAGAUCCAGAAAAAGAAAAGUUUGAAGGUGCCCGAGGACAAGAGGAAUUUACGUCUCAUUCGAUUUUCGUUGAUCCGUGAAGGGACAUCCGCCGCAAAUGGUAUGAGCUCAGAGGACGCUGCAAAAAGACAGCGAUUAGCUGAAUUAUCAAGAAAGAAGUUGGAGAACUUGCACAUGUUUGUAUCACCCACACGUCUGAUGCUCCACAAUCUUCCUUCAUCAGUUACUGAUGAUAAGCUCAGACAGAUAUGCCGGGAAGCUGCUGGAAAACUUUCACACAUUACGGAAUGUCGUAUCUGGAGAGACACUUCAAAGUUGGACGCUAAGGGCAAUCCUCGAUCAAAAGGAUUCGCAUUCGUCAAUUUUUCCGAGCACAAGGAUGCUUUACAAUGUCUCCAGAAACUUAACAACAACCCUCACACAUUUACUAACGAACGGCGACCAAUAGUCGAGUUCUCCAUUGAGAAUCUGAUGGCGAUCAGAGCAAAGGUACGACGCUCAGCGCACAGUAAAGGUGAAGCAUUGGUUGGCCGGGAGCUUAGCGAUAAGGUCAAGCAACAGGUGAAAAAAUCAAUAGGAGAGGUUCACGAAUCAGGUAUGAAAGUUAUGCCCAAGUUCCUGGGCAAAAAGCUCCGACAUAAGAGUAUGAGUAAGACACAGCUGAAGAAAAAGAAUUUGGGUAGGAAAAAAGUCAGAAAGCAAGACAGUCUGGCAAGCGAUGUGACAGUGAAGAAGUCGAAAGACAAGAGCAAGAAGCAAAUGACGAAGUAUCUUGCAUUGUCAUCAUAA
Messenger RNA from Ostertagia ostertagi, 1965 nucleotides. The record is from the annotation of a GenBank genome assembly. NCBI's taxonomy places the organism in Eukaryota, Metazoa, Nematoda, Chromadorea, Rhabditida, Trichostrongylidae.